AUGGCAAAAUGGCGCCUUGAAGCCAGCGACAAUGCCACCAAGCCUUGCCGAAUAGCAGCAAUUGUCGACCAGGAACAAAUUGAGCCGUCGAAGUAUGCAAAGAAAUGCGAAGAAAAUCUAGAGGGCACCUGCGAUACCCGCAAAACAAUUUGGACAGAGUAUUAUGAUCUACGACCCAAUGAUUUGGUUCUCGAAACUCAAGUUCACGGUGUCCCUAAUCCUGAAGUUCAAUGGUUCAAGGACAAUGAGGUAGUUAUUUACGAUGGCAAAUAUAUGCUAAACCGUGAGCCAAAUGGGAAGUACCAACUGCGCAUACAUAAACCACAGCAGGAGGAUUGUGGUAUAUAUGAGUGCCGCGCUAAAAAUAAUGACGGCCAAACAAAAGUACAGCACGAAGUGAAAUUUGGUUCAAAUGAACAAUUUGUACAUGUACAUCGAAUCGAAUAUGCGGAUCGACUUAAAAGACAGCUUGAAGAAGAAUUGGCAUUUAGUUCUCGAAAUCUACUACUGCAGUCUGUGCAGAGCAGCAUCGUAGACAAAAAAGUUGAUAAAGAGUAUUCUGGUGCUGGAGCUUUUGAAACAAUAGAAAGUAAAAUAGAAACUUCUAGUUCUCCAGACUUCGUACCGGAAGAAGAAAAAUCGCUUGAAACUCAAAAAUCUAAAUCAGCACAUCGAAUAAAGGCAAUGCCCCGGCGUCGUUUUUACGAUGGUCCAUCAGAACCGUUUGUAAUUAGAGAUUCUAAAAAGAAACUAACAUGGGCGACCAAAUUGAAAAAUGUGACUGCACAGGAAGGUGGAGUUAUUAAGCUUGUAUGUAUUGUGACUGGGCCAUUACCUCAAUAUAAGUGGUUUAAAAAUGGUAAACCCCUUGUGUGGAGUAAAGAAACAAUAAACGAAUGCAACGCUGAAUUCGGUUGUGUGCGUAUAAAAAAUUUAAAUCUAAUAGAUUGUGGAGAAUAUAUUGCUGUAGCCAAAAAUGCCGAUAGUGAAAUCGAGUGUUGCUGUAAAGUGACUGUCUUCCCAAAAACGAAAGAUGUGCAGACAUCUCCCACAUUCACCAGAAUAACAGAUUAUUACGACAUUCGAGUCAAUGAUCUUGUUCUUGAAGUCCACGUCAGAGGCAUGCCAGCUCCAACACUGACAUGGGAGCGAGAUGGCCGAGAACUUCAAAAUGGUAUGGACAAAAUUAUCAUCGCUCGUGAAAAAGAUGGCGUUUACAAAUUAAGCAUUCACAAUCCUGAAAAAUUGGAUGGUGGACAAUGGGUUAUUAAAGCAAAGAACAGUGCUGGUGAAGAAAAAGCGAAACAUUACAUAAUAUUUAAAGGAAAGGAGCAUCACCAGCAUAUAGCUAGAAUUUACCAUGCUGAUAAAAGGGACGAAAUAUUACUACCGCGAAAUGCUCUUUGUGUUUUGCCUACGAUUAAAUCUCAACCAUGGAAGCAAUCUUUGUUAGUCAAUGGCGAUGAAUCGAAUGAUGUAGUCUCCAAAAUAACGAAAGAGGGAAUUCUCCAAGAACUUGAAGGAAACAUUUCAACAAAACCACAAAAACGAGAAUGGCGAAAGAAGCUUUCAACUUUAUACAGUUCAGAGCAUCGACAAUUUACAGAGGCGCAAAUGGUUUCAAAAAUGCUAGAUUCGAAACAAAAACUGUCAUUUGAUGUUCAACUAAAAAAUAUAACAGUUGCAGAAGGCAGCUCGAUAAAAAUGGUAUGCUCCUGUACUGGUCCGUCGCCAUCUAUUAAGUGGUACAAAAACAACCUUCCAAUAGCCUGGUCUAAAACAUUGAAGAAUGACACCAAGCUAGGAAUUGGUGCAAUGCAUUUUGAGACAACAUCUGUGAACGAUUCGGGAACUUACAAAUGUGUAGCGAGCAACAAUUUUGGAGAAAUAGAAACUUCGUGUGCGCUAACUGUCUAUCCGGUUCAGCAAAAUCAAUUCGAGGCUCCAAAGUUCACAAGGAAUGUGAAAGAAUACUUCAAUGUGCAGGUCAAUGAUUUGGUGUUAGAACUGCACGUUCGAGGUGACCCUCCGCCAAAUAUUAAAUGGUUUCGAGAUGGUGUACAACUCGAAAAUAUCGAAGGCAAUAAAUUUUUCGCACUCAGAGAGCCAGAUGGAAUACAUAAGCUUACUAUUCAUGAUCCACAAUGGAAAGACGAAGGACGGUAUGUAUGCGAAGCUGAAAAUGUCGCUGGAAAGGAUAUUAUUAAACAUGUAGUUAUGAAGCUUAACAAAAAAGAAUAUUGCCACGUUCGCGGUAUAAUUUACCACGAUCCUAAUGCGAUGAAGCACGGACAGUAUGCAGAACCUGUUAUAAAACUUCCGCUGGAAAAGAAACCGAGGGAAUUUGUAUGGAUGGAAGACGGAUCAUAUUAUGUUCGAGGUCAAACACCUGAGAACUUAUGGGAGUAUGAGACAGAUACGAGUGCAGAAAGUGAAUAUGAACCUUACCAAUCAUCUGCUGAUGAUAAAAUAGUAGAAGAAGAUAGUGAGGAUGAUAGAUUAGAAGAAGAAGAAGAUUACAACGAAUGGAAGGAAAAACUUCAACCAGUUAUAAAUCAUGGUCCAAAAAUAAAGAAAGUAAGAAGAAAAACUAUAAAUAGAUUUGAGAAUACAAACGAUGAAAAGCAAAGAAAAAAAUCUGAUGGAAUGGAAACCACAAAUCAAAUUAUAACAGAAUCGCACGACAAAAAUGUAGUAAAUACAGAAAAAGGAUUACCGAUAGAUGAAACUGCAUUCAACGAACCAUAUAGCGAAAAAGAUGCAGAAGCAAUGCGAAAACAGCGACACCACCGAUUAUUCCCCGAGCUUGUAUCAGAAUCACCUCAGCCUGAAGAAAGUAAAAAUACCCUUCCCAAGUUUAUUACAGAGUUAAGGGAUAUCACAGUCACGGAUGGAGGAUCAGUAAAAUUGUUUUGUAUUGUAUCUAGUCCAAAACCUGAUAUGAAAUGGCUGAAGAAUGGUGAACCACUGGAGUUCACCAAAAUGAUAAAAAAUCAAACUCGAGACUCUACAGGAAUAAUUCAAUUGACAAAAGUCUCUGAAGCAGACGAAGGAGUGUAUACAGCUGUUGUUAAGUACAAAGAUAGCGUAAUCAGGAGUCAAGCAAAAGUUACAGUAAUAAAAAAACCCGAAUUUUCAAUUGGAAGGGCUCCAAUAUUUAUCACGGGAAUAAGUCAACACUACGACUUUCGCGUAGAUGACAUUAUAUUAGAAACACAUAUCAAAGGUGAUGGGUUAAUAAUGGUCCAGUGGUAUUUAGAUGGCAUUGCAAUCGAAAAUAAUGAAAAAUAUAUACAAAUUCGCGAACCAAUGGGCGUAUACAAGUUGUACAUACAUAAACCACAGGCUCGAGACAACGGCUGGUAUUUAGUUAAAGCGGAUAAUGAUUUUGGAUCAUCGAAUCGGCAGUAUUAUCUUCGUUUUGAGGGCAAACAAGAAAAGCCUUCUUAUAGAAUUUUUCACGCUGAUCCAAGACGAAAAUUCGCCGAUGACGAUAUAAAGAAUGAGCCACGAAAGCAUCGGGAGGUUGUGUUUUUGGAAGAUGGAACAUAUUAUGUACGAGGACAAACUCCUGAAAGAUACUGGGAAUGGGAAACAGACACAAGUGCUGAAAGUGAAUUUGAGGAUUAUGUCUCUGAAGAACGCGAUUCAUCUGUGGAAAAAAAAGUGCAAUCAAUUGAUGACGGAGAACAAUCCGAAGAAGUUGCAGAUGACACAGAAAUAAAUGUGAAAGUUGCAUCUGAAGCACAAACAAAUGAUGAAGAAAUUGAGUAUGUAAAACCCAUGCCAGAAAAUGAAAGAGAGAUUAAACGAGGGCAAAGAAUUAAAAAAAUGCGCAAGAAACGGUCCCAGCUCCUACAUCUAGAAGAAACUUUAGCAACAACUAAGAUUCAAUCAGUUGUCAAAUCUUUAUCACAAUUAGAGGCGGGGGAUAAGGCUACAGAAAGUUUUCCCCCAAAAAUGAGAUUAAGUCAGCGAAUAUCAUCUUUCUUGUUCCAGGAUCGUAUACCUGAUUCUAAGCAAAAAAAAAAGAUAGCUGAAGUCGAAUUUAUAAGCCGUUUGAGGAAUCAAACAUUACUAAAAGGAAAAACAAUAAGCUUGAACUGCUGUUGCUCUGAAAAUAAAAAACUUGAGGUUAUCUGGUAUAAAAAUAAUCAAAAAUUUGAAAUAAAUAAAAGAUGUGUAAGUGACGUUCAUUUUGGAUUCAUCACCCUUGAAAUUUACCGAGCAAGCAUAGAGGAUUCCGGCGUGUACGAAUGUCAUGUUACAACAGCCAAUGGCGAAGCAAAAGAUUCGUGUACAAUUACAGUAUUCGAGUUACCAGACAUUCAAAAGGUUGAAAUGGUUCCUCCAACUUUCAUACAUCCAAUCAAAGAAACGUAUCACUCGAAAACUAACGACCUUUAUUUGGAAACUAGAGUCAGAGGCAAUCCAAUCCCUUCCUUGGUCUGGGUCUGUGAUGGUGUAUUCAUCCUCCAUAGUACAGACAAGUACGAAAUUUUUAACCAACACUACUAUGAGCUGGAAACAAGAAUUACUACAGCUACUCUCAUUAUCAACAAUCCUCAAUUGAAAGAUAGUGGCAAAUACACUUUGAUUGCCAAAAAUGAUGUUCAAAAAGUAGAAGCCUCGCGUCAAGUGAAAAUCGAGCUCCGCUCUGUGGCACACAAAAAGAAAGGAAUGUAUGAUGUUAUAAUUGAAAAUGAAACCCCUAGGGUGAAUCCAAAACCACCAACACCUGAGCCAGUUGUCUUGGAGCAAGAGAAUGAUGAAUCGUUGCACAAGGAAAAGAGUGGCACUGAAAGGGUAAAUGUUGCUGAAGAAAUCGAAGGCGAAGAACAGGAGAGCGAAGAUUAGAUUCCGUAUAUAUUAAUGAAUAUGAAUAUGAAUAUGACUAUGAAUAUGAAUAUGAAUAUGAAUACGAAU
Molecule: messenger RNA, 4926 nt
Organism: Topomyia yanbarensis
Lineage: Eukaryota; Metazoa; Arthropoda; Insecta; Diptera; Culicidae
Product: muscle M-line assembly protein unc-89-like
Exons: 6
Coding region: 1-4857 (1618 amino acids)
Source: RefSeq, a predicted model, not a curated record